AUGGGCUCCCUCUUCAUCCCCAUUCUACAGAAGGGGAAACUGAGGAAUGAGGCACCUGACCAAGGUCUGUUGGAAGAUGGACCCCAGAACACCAGGGCCUCUGCCUGUCGCCGGCCGUGCCCUGCAAACUCCUCAUGUGUCAAUGGCACUUCCUGUCGCUGUGAUCCAGGAUUCAGAACUCCAUCUGGGAAGAUCAUCACCAACCACGGGGAGGCUUGUGAAGACAUGGAUGAAUGUGAACUAGGGAAGCCAGGGACUCUCUGUGGAAGAUUCGCAGACUGCCAUAACACGGUGGGGAGCUACUACUGCACAUGUAGCCAAGGAUACAGGCCUGUUUCUGGGGCAGCAAACUUCAGUAACGCGAGAGAGAACACGUGUGAAGACAUGGACGAAUGUCUGAACCCCAGAAUCUGUAAGAGCCGCAGCAACUGUGUCUACACCCAUGGCAGCUACACCUGCACGUGCCCACCAGGAUUUGAGCUGAACCCAGAGGACCCGAAGCUGUGCACAGAUGUGAAUGAGUGUAUCUCAGGGCAAAACCCCUGCCACAAAACCACCCAAUGCCUCAACAAUGUGGGCAGCUAUAAGUGCAGCUGCCGCCCUGGCUGGAAGCUAAUUCCUGGGUCCCCCAAUGGCCAAAUCAACAAACUGUCCCUGGAGGUGAAGGAGCAAGGAGACAAGAAUGUCACCCUGAGUGUUCAUCAGGUGAAGAUGCUGGUGAACUGGGAUGUGGUGCAGAACUCAGGUGGCUCAGGCCCUGCUGUGGUGGGCCUUGUCUCCUCUCCAGGGAUGGGCAAGUUGCUGGUUGAGGCCCCCUUGGUCCUGGAAACUGAGGAGCAGUCAGUUCUGCAUGAGACACACAAGGGCCUGCUGCAGGAAGUCUCCCCCGUCCUGCUCUCAGAUGUCAUAUCUGCCUUUGUGAGCAACAAGGACACUCAGAACCUCAGCUCUCCAGUCACCUUUGUCUUCAAGCAUGUGAGUGCUGAUGAAACGAGGUUGCCAAAGUGGAAGGUGUUCUGUGUCUUCUGGGAGCCUGGCCAGAAUGGAAGUGGUCAUUGGUCCACCAAAGGCUGCUGGAGGGUGGGUACUAUAGACACCAGCACCACCUGCCAGUGCAGCCACCUCAGCAGCUUUGCCGUCCUCAUGGCCCACUAUGAUGUGCAGGAGGAGGAUCCCGCCCAGGCUGUGAUCACCUAUGUGGGGCUGAGCCUCUCUCUACUGUGCCUCCUCCUGGCGGCCCUCACCUUCCUGCUGUGCAAAGCCAUCCAGAACAUCAGCACCUCACUCCACCUGCAGCUCUCAAUCUGCCUCUUCCUGGCCCACCUGCUCUUCCUCACGGCCAUCGACAGAACUGAGCCUAAGGUGCUGUGCGCCAUCAUCGCGGGCGCCUUACACUACCUCUACCUGGCUUCCUUCACCUGGAUGCUGCUGGAGGGCCUGCACCUCUUCCUCACCGCGCGCAACCUGACGGUGGUCAACUACUCCAGUGUGAGCAGGUUCAUGAGGAAGGUCAUGCUCCCUGUGGGCUACGGAGUCCCAGCUGUGAUUGUGGCCAUUUCUGCAGCAUCCAGGCCUCACCUUUACGGAACACCUUCCCGCUGCUGGCUCCACCCAGAAAAGGGAUUUAUAUGGGGCUUCCUUGGACCAGUCUGCGCCAUCCUCUUUGUCAAUCUAGCUUUCUUUCUGAUGGCCCUCUGGAUUUUGAAAAGCAAACUCUCUUCGCUCAACAGUGAUGUGUCCACCCUCAAGAAUACAAGGAUGCUGACAUUUAAAGCGAUAGCUCAGCUCUUCAUCUUGGGCUGCACGUGGUGUCUGGGAAUCCUGCAGGUGGGUCCAGCUGCUCACGCCAUGGCCUAUCUCUUCACCAUCAUCAACAGCCUGCAGGGCGUCUUCAUCUUCCUGGUGUACUGUCUCCUCAGCCAGCAGGUCCGGGAGCAAUACAGGAAAUGGUUGAGAAAGGUUAUGAAAAUCAAAGUGGAGUCUGAGCAAUACACCCUCUCCAGCGGAUACUAA
This is a messenger RNA of Myotis davidii, 2013 nucleotides long. Its product is annotated as adhesion G protein-coupled receptor E2. The record is from RefSeq and is a predicted model, not a curated record. Gene Ontology annotation, cellular component: membrane. The coding region runs from base 1 to 2013 and encodes 670 amino acids. NCBI's taxonomy places the organism in Eukaryota, Metazoa, Chordata, Mammalia, Chiroptera, Vespertilionidae. The transcript is spliced from 15 exons. Gene Ontology annotation, biological process: cell surface receptor signaling pathway; adenylate cyclase-activating G protein-coupled receptor signaling pathway. Gene Ontology annotation, molecular function: G protein-coupled receptor activity; calcium ion binding.